This is a messenger RNA of Carlito syrichta (Philippine tarsier), 547 nucleotides long. RefSeq names its product platelet factor 4-like. Gene Ontology annotation, biological process: chemokine-mediated signaling pathway; cellular response to lipopolysaccharide; antimicrobial humoral immune response mediated by antimicrobial peptide. The coding region runs from base 1 to 321 and encodes 106 amino acids. Gene Ontology annotation, cellular component: extracellular region. NCBI's taxonomy places the organism in Eukaryota, Metazoa, Chordata, Mammalia, Primates, Tarsiidae. Gene Ontology annotation, molecular function: chemokine activity; CXCR chemokine receptor binding. The transcript is spliced from 3 exons. The record is from RefSeq and is a predicted model, not a curated record.
AUGAGCUUCCCAGCGGUCUCCCGGGCCUCCCGACCCUGGUCUGGCUCCAGGCUGCUGCUCCUGGGGCUGCUGCUGCUGUCAGCUGUGGUCGCCAUCGCCGGCGUUGAACAGGAGGAAGGAGAUGGGGAUCUGCGAUGUGUGUGCCUGAAGACCACCUCCCGGGUCCAUCCCAAGCGCAUCACCAGCCUGGAAGUGAUCAAGUCCGGUCCUCACUGCUCCACUGCCCAACUGAUAGCCACGCUGAGGAAUGGGAAGAAAAUGUGUCUGGACCCACAGGCCUCCCUAUAUAAGACAGUAAUUAGGAAACUUCUGGAGAAUUAGCUGCCAGCUGCCUAAACCUGCGUGUUUGCCAUGUAACAUGUUUUGGGUAGUUUCUAUUUUCAAACUAACUGAGAAAGACUCUUCUGAUGUGUAUAUUAACCUUCUAAUCGUAAAUAAAUGAAACAAACCAAGUUGUGGUAGAGUCUAAGUAACCAUAGAACAAAAAGAGGACUGAAACAUCAUCAUUUCAUAUAAGAAAAAAUAUCCAGAAUUUUAAGUCAAAAAU